Messenger RNA from Bipolaris victoriae FI3, 726 nucleotides. RefSeq lists its product as hypothetical. The transcript has 7 exons. The coding region runs from base 1 to 726 and encodes 241 amino acids. Gene Ontology annotation, molecular function: single-stranded DNA binding; RNA binding; sequence-specific DNA binding. The record is from RefSeq and is a predicted model, not a curated record. Lineage: Eukaryota; Fungi; Ascomycota; Dothideomycetes; Pleosporales; Pleosporaceae. Gene Ontology annotation, cellular component: cytoplasm; nucleus. Gene Ontology annotation, biological process: RNA metabolic process.
AUGGCAUCGCAAUCAGGCAUGGUCAACCCGGCCGUCUUCCAGGACCUUCAAGCGCGCAUAGACGAGGACUCCGCGGUUCGAGAUGAGCUGCGCGACAUCAUCCAGGCGCUUGAGAAACACAAUCGCAAUGUCUCCUUCGUGCUGUCAAGAGCCCAUUCCACGCCUGUCAGCGAGUUGUCAGAGAUCUUGAAAGCUGCCCAAGAGCCCAUUGGCAAUGUCAUUGACACUGUUUCCAAGCUGUCGCAAGCUGCGUCCAAGAUGCCUUACUACAAGUUCAACAACAUGUGGAGCCGACAGAUGCAAGGCGCAUGCGAGAGCAUUCUCUUCUGGGGCUGGCUUGGCGGCUACAAGUAUGAGGGCGGUGCGGUACAAUGUGGGCGACUCUUAACCAUUGAGGAGCUCGGUGAAAUCUUCAAGAUCCCAGUCAACCUCAAGGAGCGCGAUGAGUUCCACCUCUCACUUGAGGAGUAUCUGCAUGCCCUUAUGACGCUUGUCGAAGAGCUUACCCGCCUUGCCCGCAAUGCUGUCACUCUGGGCGAUUACGAGCGCCCGCUGCUCAUCAAUCAGUUCGUCAAGGAUCUGCAUGCUGGAUUCCAGAUCCUCAACCUCAAGAAUGACAGCCUACGCCGCCGCAGUGAUGGCCUCAAAUAUCGUGUCAAGGAUGUGGAGGACGUGGUGUAUGAUCUUUCAUUGAGAAACUUGGUUCCGAAAAAGGGAGAGCAGUAG